Messenger RNA from Amphiprion ocellaris (clown anemonefish), 4638 nucleotides. It is a transcript of the gene gal3st1a, whose product is annotated as galactose-3-O-sulfotransferase 1a. The coding region runs from base 1466 to 2743 and encodes 425 amino acids. Gene Ontology annotation, biological process: galactosylceramide biosynthetic process; myelination. The transcript has 3 exons. Gene Ontology annotation, molecular function: galactosylceramide sulfotransferase activity. Lineage: Eukaryota; Metazoa; Chordata; Actinopteri; Pomacentridae. The record is from RefSeq and is a predicted model, not a curated record. Gene Ontology annotation, cellular component: membrane.
CUAUAAGGCCUAAGAGUUUGCAUCUGUGCAGUGAAAAGAGUCUGAGGUCACUGUGCUGCUGUUGGUCAGACGUCGGUACGGAUUGGUCCAAACUUUAGCAGUGGGUGUUGAUGACGGAGCACAAGGCCCUCUGAGAUGAUGAUGUGAUCCUAUGGGCCAAAGGCCAGGACAGUCAUGGCCCGCACUCAGUCUUCCUGCCCCCUUUCACCUCUCCUUUUACACCCAGAUCUGCAUUCCACACAUGCCCACCCAGUUCGGGUCUCGGCCUGGCACUCUGGUUGCAUGCAGGCGCUCCCAGCUGAACAAAAGCAACAGUGUCGUGGCUGAGCAUGACGAGUGUGGGAUGAGUAGCGCAGAUCCAGUGUGCCUCCUAGGAAUCAGGGCCUCAGUGUAGAGGGAGACAGACCUCAUGCGUACUGUAUUGGGUGAGGCAUUGUGACCACAUAUUGCUACACCCUGGUGCACAGAGCCAAAUAGACUCCUCACUUGUGGUAGAAUGUUAAUUUUAUUCUCCACUGAAAUGUUUGUGCAGUCUUGCUCAAGAGACUGUUGAGAAGGGCAGUUUCAUAAGCACAGGUGUGUUUCGUAUAUGAUAACUUGCAUGUCCCAGAGUUAAAAUAUUGCUCACUUUAAAUGCAUAAAUUGCAGGAUAAUAUUACAGAAGAAAGAUGAAUCUUUCAAUGAAGAAAAACAAUUUUGGCUUGCAUGCGGUAUUGUCAUAUGACAAUCUGAGCCGUAAUUGUUGAAAUAAUUGUGGAGAAAUAUUUAAUAGCUGCACUGUGUACACUCCUACCACACAUAUAGACACAGCUUGCUAAAUAAGCAUUUCAAACAAUACCUACACAAAGCAGUCUUGAUCAACUAGUACAAUUAGAGGCUUUGUGCUUUGGAUUUCUGCAUUUGUUCUUUUUAUGCCGUUUUCCACCCCUCCUAUCAGCUUGCAGCUCAGACUCCAGCGUCUGCGCUCAAUAGCCCUCUGUAUGGAGACAGAAUAGGGACUGUACAGCCUCUCUCUCCUCCCUCCUUUUCUCCCUCGCUCCCUCCCCUCCUCUUUCACACUCACUGACAAGUGCAUGUCCCUUGAUAGAAACCUUGACGUCACAGCAGGCUAAAUGAGCCUCCUUGCAGAGCUUUAUUCAGCAAGAUCAGUUUUGGAAUUGAAAUUGAGGGGGAGGCGGCAGGCAACUCGCAGGCAUCAGGUGUACAUGAGAAAGAGGAGAAGAGGAGCAGCAGCCGGAUGAAUGAGCAGCUCAGCGCCGGACAUGCGAUAAGGGGAGUGCGGGACUGUGCCAGGUCUAUAACAGCAUGUGUAUGUCAAGAUCAGACUUAAGAACAGUGGGGGAAGGAGUUCGACUUUUAUCAAUUAUCUGGAACUUGAUCAUCUAAACAAUGCAGUUGUGCAAGAAACGCUUCAACUAACUCCUCUGGAUUUAUGCACGUGGGAAAUCUUUGAUUCUGCUGGACGAUGACUGGCAAGCAAAUGAGGCAGUGGAGGUCCAUGUGCAAAGGCCUGGUCCUGGGAACUCUCCUGACCAGCUGCAUGAUUCUUCUUUACUGCCUCUCCACUCCACAGAUCCACGUCAGUCUGCCUGAAGUUCCAGUUCCUUACUCCUGUGCCCACCGUCCAUCCCAGCUCCACUCCAAAGCAACCAUUAACAGUUCCCAAAGGAACUCUGGCCAAACCUGUGUUGCUAAAGUCGAUAUUAUGUUCAUGAAGACCCACAAAACAGCCAGCAGCACUUUCCUCAAUAUACUUUUCCGCUUUGGAGAGAAACACCGGCUGAAAUUUGCCUUCCCUGACAGCAGAAAUGACUUCUUCUAUCCUUCUCCUUUCCAGCGCUCCCAGGUUAAAGACUACAAACCUGGAAUGUGCUUCAAUAUUAUCUGUAAUCACAUGCGCUUCAAUGCACCUGAAAUGGCCAAGUUGCUACCAAUGGACACGUCCUACAUCACUAUCCUGCGAGACCCCGCAGAGCUUUUUGAGUCAUCAUUCCACUACUUUGGCCGGCUGGUGCCUUUUACCUGGAAGAUACCGGGCGAUGACAAGCUGACUGAGUUCCUACUUGACCCCAGUAAGUACUUUGAUCCAGAAGGCUUCAACUCUUUCUACCUCAAGAAUCUGCUGUUCUUUGACUUUGGACAGGACAACACUCUGGAGCUGGACGAUCCACGAGUAAAAGAAGGAAUCAAACUCAUCUCUGACCGUUUUCAGCUUGUCAUGUUGGUGGAGCAUUUUGAGGAAUCACUAAUUCUGCUCAAGGACGCCCUCUGCUGGGAAAUGGAUGACCUGCUCUUCUUUAAGCUCAACGCUCGCAAGGGAUCCACUGUGUCUAAACUCACCCCUGAGCUGAGGGCCAGGGCCCUUGAGUGGAAUGCUAUUGACUGGAAGCUUUACCAGCAUUUCAACCAAACUUUUUGGAAAAAAGUAGAUGCAUAUGGACGACAGCGAAUGGCUGAGGACGUGACAGAGCUCAGGGAGAGGAACAAAGUGAUGGCAUCCAUCUGCAUUGAGGGGGGUCAUGCUGUGGAAGCUGGCAACAUCCAAGAAACAGACAUGCAGCCCUGGCAGCCAAUCGGAGAGAAGUCUAUCAUGGGCUAUAACUUGAAAAAGAAUGUGGACAAAGCACACCAGAAGUUGUGCCGCAAGAUGUUGAUGCCAGAGAUUCAGUACCUAACAGAGCUUGGGGUGAACCUGUGGAUCACCAAGCUGUGGGGCCAUGUCCGAGAUAUCAUCAACUGGUGACCAGGCAUGUGAGCAAGAAGGGCCAAUUCAACUCUGAAAGACUGCAUUCACACGAGGCAACUGGGACUGUGUGGCUUCAAGAUUGAGGGUUGAACAGUUUCUGCCUCAUUCCUUGUCUGAUUUUGUUGAAAUGUAUCCAGAUUCACUUGUUUGCAUUAUAUAUGAAUAUGCACUGUAAUCUAUCUGAUGGGUGCUUCAGAAAAUAUAUAUAUAUUGUUGACCUCACAAUCUACAAAUACUGAACCAGUUUACUACGUCCAGAUGAGGUUUAGUGUCGUCUGUUUUCGAGUCGAUUUUCAAAUGUUACAAUGUUCUUACUUUUAGAUGUAAGUUGUUCUAAUGGAAUAGUUGGGCGAACUAUGAAGUUCAGAACUAAUUAUAUAAGCCCUUUAAUGGAAUAAGGAACCAUUGUUGCCAUUCCUGACAAAUUUUGAAGAUAGUCUGAAGACAUCAAAAGACUCCGCCGCUUUGAAGUAAAUAAUGUCACUUGAGCUUUGGUAUCUGUAUCCCAAAGCUCAGGUUUGAAGAGACUGAUUCACUUCUAAGGGUUAAAAUACAGAUGUCAAAAUAGUGAAUGUAUUACAUCCCACUUUACUGUCUAUGGAGGACAGAAUCAGCCUUAAUUUAAAAAAAAAAAACAGGUCACCAAAUACAAACCUUUGUAAUAGCAGGCAUUGACAUGAGGGAAACAGGUUUAACUAAUAAUAUUAACAAUCACUCUGUUUCAGGGCCCCACAUCUGCUAUGUCCAAAUUAAAUGUAGCCAUUAUUAAUGUUACUAAUUAAACAUGCUUUUCCUGCAGUGGCAUGUUAACCUUUCAGUCAUAAAAUAUGUCUGAUAAAGAACACGCAAAGAAAGUAAUAAUUAAAUAGCAAAUGCAGCAAUAUGCAAUCAAGAAGAAAAAAAAUACUGUCUAUGGUUCUUUACUUUGCUUGUCAUUUUGAUUAACCUAUGAUGUAUGUUGACUUCUCUGCUAUAUAAUGUAUAAUUUGGCUCUGUGCUCCAGGGCACUUUGCAUUUGUAGCCAAGUCUCCUCUUUCUGCUGAUUUCACAAAUGGUUAUUCUAAAACAACCGCUGCUGUUGCCAGUCGUCUUGGCAGGCACAUUGACAGUGUGGUGGGACUUGCACAGUGAGCCAAAAAAUAAAAUCAUUGUCAGCCAAGUGAGGUAAAUACAUAUCUUCUAUGACAGUGUCUAACAGUGUUAAACACCACCUACAUGUGUUUGCACAGCCUCGCUCUCAUAACCUGCAGUAGUAAAAGGAAUUCAGUUAUAAGCUAUAAUAUUUUACCUGUCAGUGCACCACACCGUCACUUUCUUUCACAUAUUAUUUAUUCUUUAUUUUUAUGCAUUUAGUGUUUAGUUUAUGGUGCUUUGUAUUUAAUAUUAGAUUCUGUUGUUGUUUUAUAUACAGUAUAUGGUUUUCACUGAUUUUGUCCUCCAUACAAUUCUCCAUUGCUACCAGCAACUUAUGAUAAUCUUAAUGAAGUGAAAUGUAAUAUUGCAUGAAAAAGACCAAUUCAGAAAAUUGUCAGCUUCCUCUCCAUCUGUGACUGUUUCAUCUUUAUUAUUGUAUGUAUAAUAAGUAGUAAGAUUGUUCUGGGUUUUAUUGUGUAUGAAUGUAUAUGACCUCCCAAUGUCUUUGAAUAAUAUGAAAACUAUUUUUUGUUGAGUUAAAUCACAAGUUCUUAAUCUGUUGUUGGCAGUGGUUAUUAAGAAUGAAUAAUAUAAAUGAAGAUUGUCGCGUUAAAAUGAACUUAGGUUGCAGAUAACAGACCAAAGUGACAGCAGUUCCCCACUGACCCAUUAAAGUAUUUCUUGUUUAUCAGUGUUAGAAAAUCCUAAUUAUAUCCACUAUGAUUUACUGUUGUAAAAAUAAAACAUGGAAAACCCAA